Messenger RNA from Aspergillus novofumigatus IBT 16806, 693 nucleotides. RefSeq names its product allergenic cerato-platanin Asp F13 (gene aspf13). NCBI's taxonomy places the organism in Eukaryota, Fungi, Ascomycota, Eurotiomycetes, Eurotiales, Aspergillaceae. The transcript has a single exon. The coding region runs from base 148 to 606 and encodes 152 amino acids. The record is from RefSeq and is a predicted model, not a curated record.
GGAAAAGACUGGAAAAGAGAAGUAUAUAAAGCUUCACUAUCCCAGAUACCACAGCCAGGAAGAUAGCAACACCAAAGCAUCCAACCACUCAAUCUCAAGCUUCUCUAUCAAGACAAUUACUUUCACGAAGCCACUCGUCCUCUCAAGAUGAAGUUCACUACAUCCAUCUCUCUGCUCUCCCUCUUCCUCUCCUCCGCUCUCGCGGUCCCGACCCCAGAGAACGAGGCCAGAGCUGCGAUUCCCAUCUCCGUCUCCUACGACCCGCGCUACGACAAUGGCGGCAGUUCGAUGAACGAGGUCUCCUGCUCCGACGGCGUCAACGGCCUCGUUAGAAAGUGGCCUACCUUCGGCAGCGUCCCCGGCUUCGCUCGCAUCGGUGGCGCCCCCACAAUCCCGGGCUGGAACAGCCCCAACUGCGGAAAAUGCUACAAGCUGCAAUAUAACCAAAACACAAUCUACAUUACAGCGAUUGAUGCCGCACCUGGCGGUUUCAACAUUGCAACGAGUGCGAUGAACCAGUUGACGAACGGAAUGGCGGUGGAGUUGGGCAGGGUGCAGGCAACGUAUGAGGAGGCCGAUCCAUCCCACUGUGUCUCUGGUGUAUAGAUGGAUCUUUGGCUGCAGGGAAGGACGCGGGAACAGAUCAAAUGGUUUUUCACCAGUGCAUGUGCAUAAUGGCUUGGCUUUCAAGAG